Molecule: messenger RNA, 1243 nt
Organism: Vombatus ursinus (common wombat)
Lineage: Eukaryota; Metazoa; Chordata; Mammalia; Diprotodontia; Vombatidae
Product: cathepsin L1-like
Exons: 8
Coding region: 109-1116 (335 amino acids)
Biological process (GO): immune response
Cellular component (GO): lysosome
Molecular function (GO): cysteine-type endopeptidase activity
Source: RefSeq, a predicted model, not a curated record
GAGCCACCGGACCCAGGGCUAAGCAAUCUCCCGCCCGGACCCUCAAGUUUUGUUAGAGGUCCGGCUCUCCCCAGGUCCCGCCGCUGCUGAGACGCUCAGGUUUGAAACAUGAAUUUGUACCUGUGUUUAGCUUGCCUAUGCUUGGGGAUAGUAGCUGCUGCUCCACAACUUGACCGGACUUUAGAUGCUCGAUGGUACCAAUGGAAGUCACAGCAUGGAAAAACCUAUGCAGCAAAUGAAGAUAAUUGGAGGAGAGCAACAUGGGAGAAGAACUUGAGAAUGAUUGAAAAGCACAAUCUGGAAUAUAGCACUGGUAAACAUAGUUUCCACAUGAAAAUGAACGAGUUUGGCGAUAUGACCAAUGAUGAAUUCAGACAAAUGAUGAAUGGCUUUAAACAAAACAGAUUUCAAAGGAAGAACAAAGGAACUCUGUUUCGUGAACCUCACCUUGAACAGAUCCCAAAAUCUGUAGACUGGAGAGACAAGGGCUACGUCACUCCUGUUAAGAAUCAGGGUCCGUGUGGUUCUUGCUGGGCAUUUAGUGCAACUGGUUCCCUGGAAGGCCAGUGGUUCCAUAAAACAGGCAAACUUGUUUCACUUAGUGAACAGAAUUUGAUUGACUGUGCUACAGGUGGGGGUUCCCAAGGCUGUAAUGGUGGCUUCAUGGAUAGUGCUUUUGAAUAUGUGAUGUUAAAUGGAGGCAUUGAUACAGAAGAAUCAUAUCCCUAUGAGGCAAUGGAUAGCGACUGUAGGUAUGAGCCAGAAAACUCUGGUGCUAAUGUCACUGGAUUUGUGGACAUCCCAUCUGGGCAGGAAAUGACUCUCACAAAGGCUGUGGCCACUGUGGGUCCCAUCUCUGUUGGAAUUGAUGCAUCACUUUUCUCCUUCCAGUUCUAUCAUGGUGGUGUUUAUUAUGACCCGCUCUGCAGUAGUGAAUUCCUCGAUCAUGGCGUGCUGGCUGUGGGCUAUGGUGUUGAUGAAGAAACGGGAAAGAAAUACUGGAUUGUCAAGAAUAGCUGGGGUGACCAGUGGGGCAAUGAUGGGUACAUUUUAAUGGCCAGGGACAAAAGUAACCACUGUGGAAUAGCGACAGCUGCCAGCUUUCCUGAAGUAUGACGUGAUUGACAGACAACUGCUUCACAGAGAUGGGAUCUGACCUGUAUCAUUUGGGUUCAAACACUUGAAUUGCCCAUGAUCCAAGUUGUAAUUUGAGUUUCUUCUGACAUUUUUACAUGUGUGAAAU